Gadus macrocephalus (Pacific cod) is the source of this 9704-nucleotide messenger RNA. It is a transcript of the gene zfyve26, whose product is annotated as zinc finger, FYVE domain containing 26. NCBI's taxonomy places the organism in Eukaryota, Metazoa, Chordata, Actinopteri, Gadiformes, Gadidae. The record is from RefSeq and is a predicted model, not a curated record. The transcript has 38 exons. The coding region runs from base 212 to 7966 and encodes 2584 amino acids. Gene Ontology annotation, cellular component: lysosomal membrane; centrosome; midbody. Gene Ontology annotation, biological process: double-strand break repair via homologous recombination; regulation of cytokinesis; mitotic cytokinesis. Gene Ontology annotation, molecular function: phosphatidylinositol-3-phosphate binding.
UGACCUGUCACAUGACCCGCCUCUGUCCAUGCUACCGGAGUUGCAACUUGCUAACCACCUAGCAUGACGGCUGGCUGCGAAACGGGGGCUGUCUGAGACGAAGGGAAGUUCUGCAUGACCGCACACCGAAAUGCACGAGGGAGGCUUGGGGGGUGCUCGUAGCGACCCGGGGGUCUUUCCACAGUGAACGGUGCCUGGUGGUCUCGCCGUGAUGUACCCGUUCGGCUGCGACGCACAGACCUCCCUCCUGGACCUGUUCGCCUUCUUCAAGCAGAGUUUGCAGCAGGCAGAGUGGGAACUGGCCAGCGCCUGCGUGCCCCAGCUGGUCACCCCUCCCGGAGGACACGCAGAAGAUGUGAAGAGCAUCAUCAAAGCCAUCAUCUCGCGCCCUUACAAGUUGAAAUGGCGCUCUGUGGGCACGCCACACAAGCUGGCCUGGUUCUGGCUUCAGGUGCUGGAGAACUGCACCGAGGAGCGGGUUUCCACCGUGACCAGGAUGGAGCUGGAGUUCCUGCUGCUCCUGGAGGAGCUUGGGGAGGAGGGCAUUCAGGAGACGGCGCUCAAGGAGCUGCACGGGGUCUUUCUGGAGGGCCAGUCCCGGCCGGAGGGGACGGGCGUUUCCACGGCGACCGCCGCCUGCGUGGAGUCGACCCUGCGGACCCUGCUGGAGCGCAGGAAGCCCACCCUGGCCCAGGCCCUGGCCCGCUUCCUCCAGGCCUCUUCUCCUGGGGGCCUCAGUGUCUCCGCCCUCCAGGGCCCCUUCAUCCACCACCUGCUGGAGCGCCUGAGGGGCCCCGACCGGAGCCCCGCGUGGGCGGAGGAGGUCUGCAGCGUGCUGGGCGCCCUGCCCUGGGGCUCGGAGCGUACCGGGGCCGCUCCCCCGGUCCCGGCCCCGGUCCUGGCCCUGUGCGAGGAGCUGUGGGGGGUCCGGGGGGGCCCCCUGACGGAGGAGCGCGUGCUGAGCGCUCUGCUGCGGCCCCGCUCCGACGCCCUGGUGGGGGCGUACAGCGCCACCGCCCUGCGGCUCCAGAGGGACCACCUGCUGAGGGCCACGCCCGGGCUGCCAGUCGAUCUCCCCGAGGCAGAGAGGCUGGUCCUAAGCUUGUGUUGCCAUGAAGACCGCCAGUUAGCGUGGAAGACCAUUUACUUUGAGUGCCUCAGCAGUGGGAAGCACUUCCUGGAGCAGGUUCUGGUGACGGGUCUGGACCUCAUCAAGCGGGAGGAGUUCUCCUGGCUGGAGGUGCUGCUGAAGCAGGAGUUCCAGCCGCUGUCCCGCCUGCUGCUCCUGCUGGGAUGGACCCACUGCCACAGCCUCCGCUCCGCCCGGAGCCUGCUCCACACCCUCCACCUUCAGCAGCCUCCUGCCAACGACUCUGUUCUGCAAGAAUUUGCCAACUUCCUGUCUUCUCAGCUGACCGUGCUGGAGUGGUGCAAACUCAACCACCCGGCGGUGUCCAUGGAGUCCCUGGUGGGCCAGCUCCACACGCUGGACCACCACUCUGCCCUGUACCUGCUGCACACUCUGACCCCGCUGGCACGCCUCCCGGAGACCCGGGUGCUGGCGCUGCUGCAGCAGCUGCUGCCACGGCAACCGGGGAGAGACGACGUGGAGGGGAUCAGAACGGCCGACGCGGCGGUCCACAGGAACGUGGUUCUGUUCCAGGGCUUCUGUGCCAUGAAGUACGCGGUGUACGCCCUCUGCCUGAGCACCCACAAGUACUCCGGCUGCACCCAAUGCACGGGCGCUGAGCUGCAGGACGCGGACCACGGACGGACACCUGCAGAACGGUACGAGCAGGUGUUCCAGCACUACCUGUCGGAGGUGCAGCUCUACCUGGAGGUGGUGCCCGCCCUGUUCCGCCUGGAGCUGCUGGAGAACAUCUUCUCCCUCCUCUUCCUCUCCAGCGCCGACUUCCUCCAGCCCGACCAGAGAGACCCGGCCUCCGCCUCCACCUCCACCUCCACCUCCACCAGCCCCGGAGCCCCGACAACACCCAAAUCAGAGAACAAGACCUCCGACUCUGGAGCCCCCCGAGAGGAGGAGGAGGAGGAAGAGGAGGAGGAGGAGGAAGAAGAGGAGGAGGAGGAGGAGACGGCGGCGGGUAAACCGGUCGGCGGGGCACCGGCGCCCCCAGCUGGCCUGGCAGCAGCGGCCCACAGCCGCUACCUGGACCUGGGCCACCUGACGCGGGGCUGCAGGGGGUUCCUGGUGGACGCCGGGGCCAUGGAGGGCCUCCUGCGGCUGCUGAAGGAGGGCCUGGAGGGGCUGUGCGUGGUGGGCCAGGAGGAGGGCCGCGCCCCCCCCGGGGAGGCGGAGGCGGCGGAGAGCCUGGGCUGCUCGGUGACGCCGCAGACGUUCGGGGCGCGCCUGCAGCGGCUGACGAAGCGCACGGCCGAGGCCCGGUGGAGGCUGCAGAUCGUCACCAGCAACCAGGCGGCCGGUUCAGAGAAGGCCUUCCAGAGCGCGGGGCCGGCCUGUCCCACGACCCCGACCCCGACCCUGAGCCGGGGCUCUGGCUCCAGCCUUAGGAGGAGGAGGAGGAGGCGCGUGGGGCGACGGACCUCCACGGAGAGAACCAACGGAGAGGCUAACGCUAGCAGUAGCCCCCCAGGUGGUGGAGGUGGUCGAGGAGGUGGAGGAGGAGGAGGAGGUGGAGGCGGGGGCUCCGAGGGGGAUGAGUGCCCGUGCGGAGGUCCCCACAGCUGGCUGGUGCCGGCCAUGCUGGCGCCCCCGGACUCUCUGCUCAUAUCCUGCGUCCAGAGGGGGAACUUCAUGGAGGCGCAGCAGGUGUCUCAGGUGUUCGGUCUGGAAGGCUCCGAGUGCUACGGCGAGCUGGGCUUCAUGGAGCGCUACCAGGAGGUGCUGCAGGAGCUGGCUCGUGUGGAGCAGAAGAUGGAGACCCAGUCCCUGUCUCCCUCCUCCUCCUCGUCUGAGGGGGGCGUGGCCUCUGUGGGCGUGGCCUCCGGUGGGCGGAGCCGGCUGGGGAGCAGCGGGAGGUCGACCCUGCAGGCCAUCGGCAGCGCGGCGGCCGCCGGCAUGGCCUUCUACUCCAUCUCAGACAUCGCUGACCGGCUCCUCAGCACCCCGACCCAGCCCAUCCCGUCCCUGGAAGAGGGCUACUGGCUGGGCCGCUGCCCCCCGGACCACCCCCACCAGCCGGCGGUGCAGGCCCUGCUGGAGGAGCUCAGCCCCCCGGCCAUGGCGGCCUUCGACCUGGCCUGCUGCCACUGCACGCUGUGGAAGACCUCCAGGCAGCUGCUGGACACCGCCGAGAGGAGGCUGAACGCCAGCCUGGAGGCCCGCGGGGUCCGGUCGGACCCUCAGCUGCCCCGCCCGGGGGGCAUCGUCGGGUUCCCCACGGUGCUGCAGCAGGUCAGCAAGAUCCUCAACCACACCGCCAGCAACAAGGGCUCCCCCAAGACCGAGUCCUCGGGGGAGGAGCCGGUGGGCUCCAGCCCGUUCGGCUGCUGUAUCCAGGAGGUGCUGCUGUCCUGCCAGCCCGCCCUGACCCAGGAGGGGCUGGUGUCCCGGCUGGGCCUCGCCCAGCGCCUGGAGCAGACGGUGCUGACCCUGACCGCAGCCACGCACAACCCCGACGGUCUGACAGGAAGUGCCCUGCUGGCGGCGCUGAUGGAGCAGGCGGGGCUGAAGCAAGCGGAGCUGGACGCCCACCCGGUGCGGUCGGGCAUGAAGCACAUUCUCCGGGCGCUGGACCAGCUCUGCCCCUCGGACCCAGACGGGACCGGGGCCACGCCCGACGGGACCGGGGCCUCGCCGCCCGACUACAUGCGCACCUUCCUGGACUACGUCAACACCAUGGCCGCCGUGCUGGUGCGCAGCCUGAGCCCCGAGGACCAGGCUGAGGUGAAGCUGGGGAACCCUCUGCUGGUGCUCCUGCAGAACCCGUCCCAGCUGCUGUCCCACCUGCUGUUCGACAGACAGGUGUCCCCUGAGAGGGUGCGGUCUCUCCUGCAGCAGGCCAGCCUCCAUCUCAGCGUGGAGGAGGUGAUCCUCCAGCGGUGCUGUGAGCCCAUGCCCAUCUGGUCCACGCACCACUCCUCCGGUCCCCAGCCCCCGGCCCCGGACCCCCACCCCGACCCGGAGCGGCUCAAGCCAGGGGAGGACACCGGGGGGCUCUUCAACGUAGCCAGCAUGACCUCCUUGCUCCACCAGCUCCUCCCCGAUCACAUGACCACCCUGGGGGACCCCCCGCCCAAACCCGGCUCCGUCGACUGCUCCGAGGCCUCCCUGGACACCAGCACCUCCAGCUCCCCCCUCAGCCCCUCCAGCUCCCCGCCCUCCUUCUCCUCCUCCUUCUCCGUGUCACUCUCCUCCUCCGCCAACGUCUCCUCCUCCUCCUCCUCCGCCAACAACCCCACCUCCUCCCCCGGCGCCUUCCUCCUCACCUCCUCCACCCUGGCCUUCCUGAAGAGCCGCUGCCCCCUGCUGGCGGCGUUGGCCUGCCUGAGCGCGGCCCCCCGCGUUGGGGAGGCCUCGCGGGCCCCGCCCUCCGGCUGGUCCGGCAUCUUCCGCACGGGCCGCAAGGACCAGGCGCUGGACCCGGAGCAGGUGGCCCGCGAGGCGGACGCCCUGCUCCGCGAGUUCCCCGUCCUGCAGGCCUACCUCCGCGCCGCGGCCGGGCCCGUCCUGGGGCCGGACGCCGCCGCCGCCGCCGCCGAGGAGGGGGGUGGGGGGCUCGGCGCCGCUCUGUGCGGGAAGCCCCUGGUCGGCCUGCUGCUGGGCGGGCCCCAGGGGGCCGGCGCCCAGGCGGUGGCCCUGGACGCCUUCCGGCAGGCCCUGGUGACGCGGGACCUGGGCCGGGCCCUGAGCCUGCUGGGGCUGUACGGGAGAGGGGGGCGCCAGGAGGGGGCGCUCAGGGACCGCCUGCUGGCCUGCGCCGCCCUGGAAGAUGGAGAGGAAGACGGCAUCAGACAUCUGUUCAGGGUGAAGGACCCCGGGCUGAGGGCUCGGGUUGCCCUGCAGGCCCUGGAGAGGUGGCCGCUGGGUGCCUGUCUGGAGCUGCUGGAGUUCUGCCUCAACGACCCCGACACGGGGCCCCCCCUGAGGGCCGACCUGGAGGGCCGGAGGACGGAGCUGGACAUCUACCGAUGGAUGUUGGACCUGAAGCCAGCGCUGCCAUGGGCCAACUGGCAGGACCUCAGGAACCAGUCGAGGAAAGAUUCUGAGAAACUGUUCACCAUCAUGCUGCAGCACAAGGAGUUCGAGCUUUGCGGGGCGUGGCUCCAGCUGUUCCCCGUGUCGGACCCCCUGCGGCUCCAGCUGCAGACGGAACACCUGCUGCACCUGCUGGACAGCGGGCUGACGGAGGAGGCCCACCUGCUGCUGGAGGGCGUGCAGGACGUGGGCCUGGAGGUGUGUGAGCGCGCCCUGGACCGCCGGCCGGGGUUCGCAGCGUGUCACUUCCUGGCCGACCACCUGACCCUCCACUUCCAGAGUCAGGUGACCCCCUCCAGGCGGCGGCACAUCCAGGCCCUGCACCUGGGCUCCAAGGUGAACCUCUCUCUCUCUCUCUCUCUCUCUCUCUCUCUCUCUCUCUCUCUCUCUCUCUCUCUCUCUCUCUCUCUCUCUCUCUCUCUCUCUCUCUCUCUCUCUCUCUCUCUCUCUCUCUCUCUCUCUCGUAUUGUAGUUUUCUUACCAUAUCUCCUUCUUGAUCUCUCUUGCUCUGUUUAUUUCGCUUCCUCUCUCAGAUAUUGUCUGUUUGGCUUUUUCGAUUUAUCUUUCUUUGUCGUCUUGUGUUCUAUUUUUAUAGUUCUGAUGAUGAACUGGAAGAAGCUGAAGGUAACUACAGCCUUUAUUCUGUGUUUUAAAGUAGUGGUUUUUAAUUGGACGCAAAUCAUUAUGUAUGUGUGUAUCUGUGAGUAUUGUGCAUUAAUGACGUGGUCUGGUCUAUGUUGCGUCUUAAUGGUCUACCUGUGGGUCCCCCCCCAGCAGUGGGUCCCCAGGCUCAGGCUCGGGGAGGACUGCGUGCUCACCCUCCCGGAGGUGGUCCAACGGCAGGUCCGGCUCAGCUCCAGGCCCUCGGAGAACCAGCUGCUGAGGAGCGAGUUCUACUUCGAACAGGCCCCCAGCGCCCACCUCUGUGUGGCCAUCCUGUCCCUGCACAGCGACCAAUCAGAGUGCGGCCAGCAGCUGAUUGGCCACUGCCGCGCCCUGUCCCGGAAGCUGAACCACGCGGAGGUGGACGCGGGCCUGCUGACGGACGUCAUGAAGCGGCUGCUCUUCAGCGCCAAGCUCAUGUUCGUCAAGGACGGCCGCAGCCACGACCUGCCCCUGUGUGACAGCUUCAUCAGCAAGGUGGACGUGCUGAAGAUUCUGGUGAGGGCCAACUACCGGCCCAUCCCCUCCCUGGAGGACCUCCUGGAGACCCCCGCCGUCACCCGCCUCAGGAACCAGCUCCUGGAGGCCGAGCACUACCAGCUGGCCGUGGAGGUGUCCACCAAGAGCGGUCUGGACCCCAGCGGGGUGUGGCACGCCUGGGGCAUGGCCUUCCUGAAGGCGGGCCGGCUGUCGGCCGCCCGCGAGCGCUUCUCCCGGGUCCUGAAGCCGCCUCUGGACCGGAACCAGCUCAGCCCGGGGCCCCCACUGCUGCAGGAGAUCGUCCAGCAGCUGGAAACCACGCUGAGGCCCCGCCCCUCCAUGCCGUUCAGCGAGGACAUCCUGGCGUCGCUACGGGAGCUGGAGGAGGUCCUGUCGGACCCGGGCGCGGCGGAGCGCCCGGACCCCCCCGCCCCGGACCCGCGGCUCCACCAGGAGGCGCUGCACUACCUGACCUCCUACGGGACGCACCUGGCGCUGGUCUGCUUCUACAUGCGCCACGACCGCAUGAGGGACGCCCUGAGUCACCUGCUCAGCAAGGAGUGUCCCGACGAGGUGUUCCUGGACGGGGUCCUGCAGCCCAGCCUGGAGCGGGGGGCCCUGGCCGCGCUGCAGGGCCUGCUGGAGAGCCUGGACCCGGGGCUGGAGCGCUGCAGCCGCUACCUCAUCGCCUCCUGCCAGCUGCUGCAGCGGAGGCGCCACUUCCACACGCUGUACCAGCUGCAGAAGUUCAUGACAGAUCACGUGCGGGCCGCCAUGACCUGCAUCCGGUUCUUCUCCCACGGGGCCCAGUCCUACACUCAGCUGGGGGAGCAGCAGCGCUGGCUGGUCCGGGCCAAGGAGCACCUGAGGACGUACCUGCAGGAGCAGCAGGGCCGGGGGUCAGUGGCCCGGAGGAGGUCCCCGGUCUCCUCCUUCAGGAAGCCCAUGUCCUCCAGCGACGUGUCCAGGCACAUGAGCACCGUGGAGCUGCAGCUGGAGGUGACCCGCUUCCUCCACCGCUGCGAGGCCGCCGCCUCCAAGGCCGCCGCCCACUCCCCCGUCCCCACGGCGACGGGCUCCCCCAGCGCCCCCCCCACCCUGUUCGGGGGCACCCGGAUGAAGGCGGAGGUGGCCUGCAGGGUGAUGCUGGGCGGUAAGAACAUUGAGGAGGGCUUUGGCAUCGUCUACAGAAUCAUCCAGGACUUCCAGCUGGACGCCCAGGCGGUGUACGUGCGUGCGGGCCAGCGGCUGGCGCGGCAGCGGCAGUACGCGGCCAUCCGACAGCUGCUGAAGUGUGUGGGCGAGUCGGGGACGGCCACCAAGAACGACGGCGACGCCAUCGUCCUCAGCUGCCUGUCGGUGGCCGAGAAGCCCCCCGCCGACGCCAAGGAGUUGGAAGUUCUCAUCUCUGAAAUCAAGAGCCCGGAGAACAAGGUCAAGGCCCACCUGCUGUGCGGGCGGCUGCGGCAGGCCUACCUGCAGGCGGUGAAGCUGGACCCGGGACAGGCCCGCCCCCGGGUGCAGGAGGUGCUGCAGGCCGCCGAGGGCGCCUCGGACUCGGUCAUGCGGAACAUCUGCGACCGCUGGCUCUCGGAGCACCAAAACAAAAGCCCCCAGCAACGGCAGAACCGACCCAACGCCAGAUAAGUGCGCUUUUAAAGUGGGAACUCUUAAUGUGUAGUAGAGUGUAGGGGAGAUACACAUGCACACAUGGCGGGGUGAGUUUUGAAGAUGUUUGGGAUAUUUAUGGAGAGCGUCGAUUUCACAAUGCGACGCGGCCAGCGAAGCGUCCGCAGCCCACGCCACGCCGACCUCCCACUGCGGGGCGGCAGGAACCCCGCUGGGGCCGCCAGCGGGGUCUCGGCGGUUCUACACCCAGACCCCAUGGGGGUUCUGCAGGGAGCCUUCAAGCUGAAGGUUCCCUCGGAGCCUUCACCACUGUGCUUUAGUUCCAACCCGAUAUUCUGCUGGUUCCUUCUCGUCAGCUGUUGCCGUUUUUUUCUUUCCACAACCACUUCGACGACAAGAGCCGCUCAGUGGGAGAGCGGCUGUAUCCGCAGGUGUCGCUUCGACCCACAACAAGUAUUUCCCCGCCUACCUCAGCCAAAAAGGGAAGAUAUAAUUAUUGCCUUGAGGAGAGUAAAGAACGCUGCUGAGGUCCUUGUUGUAAAGGGCUGCAGCUCGUCCUCCAUUUUUGGAACCGGCUGUGAAGCGCGCGUGCACACACACACACACACACACACACACACACACACACACACACACACACACACACACACACACACACACACACACACACACACACACACACACACAGCCAACAACUUAGGUAGCAAAAUUGGUUGUGUGUUGCUAAACGUUUCUUAUUUCUAUGGCUUCUCUUAUGAAGAGUGAAUCAUGACUUCAGUAUUUGGGGAACUGUCAGAAUGCAGAGGAUCACACAAUAUGAUCAACGUGAAUGUGUGUUUUUUUUCAACUGUAGGAUACUUAAAGGGAACCUUUAGAGAAAGCGUUUCUUGAGAUUCAAUCUAGCUCAAUUAAGCUAGCUAAAUAGUGCCAGCUGCCAACUACGAUUGCCGUCGUAGUUUUGUGUAUAUACAUAUUUUAGUAAUCAGUUUAAUGUACGUCAGCACAUUAGGGAAUAAAUAAGGUCAGUAUAAAACUAAAUCCAUGUGCGAGUCGGUCAACUGCUAAACACAUGAAAUGUGACAAGCCUUUUCUCUAAAAAGGGAUUCAUGUUGUGUGCGAUAAAUGAUAAAUGUUCAACACUUUAAUGUUUACCUGUUUAAGUACCCGUCACUGUGCCGAUUUGCUCCCCAAAACCUCUUUUCCAACUGCUUUGUACCUACAAUAUUCAAAAAAAAAUUAUCAGGACAAUCUAUAAAGUUACUGCUACAACUGCCGUUAGCCUUGUUAUCUCGAGAGCUAUUGAGCGGGAGAAGAGACGGAUGCCUUUCGUUCUUUUUGUCAUGUGAGGUGAAGUUCAGACAUUUGUUAGAAGUUUUCAACAGUUGCCUCUUUGUGAUCCUCGGCUUAACGAAUUAAAUCUCUCGUUGCUGUGAUUAAGUGCUAAAGAGUCCGAAAUUUGAGAAAAGGGCGGCCCACUUGCUUAUUAUGGACCGUUUGCUCACCACUGCCGCACUUUAAUAGUUGCUUGGAUGCAAAUAAUAAGUAGGUUGAUUUGUUUUGAUUUUCAUCACUGCGUGGAUGACACUUCUGAUGAUAUGAAUACUGACUGUUUUCCCAACAAUUGUAAAUAUAUAUCAUUAAAUAAACGGUAAUAAAUAUUUUUAUUUUUGGCCUCAUGUCAGCCAUUUGAAAUUGUUAACAAUAAUUGUAAUGUUUGCAAUGUCCUAUGGAAUAAAAUCGGUCUUGUAGAAACCAC